CCGAGAUCUCCUCGGCUAGUUUCCAUCUUUCAUUAGAUGUCGGGGUAGUUUUUUGCACUAUUGCAUCGCCCGUGUAGAAGAGCGCACAAGUGCAUCGUUGGUGCGCAUUAGGUCUAGCUAGAGUGUUGGGUUUUUUUUCUAUGUUGCGAAGUUGUCACCCGGAGUGUGGAGUUAUCGGUUGAUGUGGACUCGUCGUCGUCGUCGUUGUCGUCAUCAUCGGCUGCAAUCCGUCGGAUCCGAAUCGAUAAAAGGGCUGGAAAAGCGCGAAAAUCGCUCAUAGAGUUGCGGAAAACUGUCGCAGGUGAAGUCGUUUCGCUGUCGUUCUCGGUCCAGCGGUAAUUAUUAUUAGCUCAAGCUCAAUCGCAAUAAGUAGUGCCACAUGUUAGUUCCCCGCUUGAUAAUCGAUAAUCGCGUAUAUUUUGUGCGGCUCGGAGUUAGUUGGAGGUAAAUUUCCAUAUCUGCUUUCGUUUACAGAUCCACCAAAAACAGAAGCUCAACAGUAAUUGAAUAAACAUCAGAAACAAACUAGCAAGAAAAAAAGUGGAAACUUGAACAAAAAUAAACGCCUCAUCGAACAAACGAAAACCUCCUCUCUAGCGCCUAUCAUUGAUUGUGAAAAAUUAGUGUCAAUAUAAAUCAAUAAGAAGCAAAAAUAGCCACCACUUGAGGGAGAGAGUGAUAAACUCGUGCAUGCCAUUGCUGUUGUGAUAGUUUUAGCUUUGUCCCGUCAAUUUGCCACCAACAACUAGUCUGCUGGAGAAAUAAAUUGAACCAGAAAAAAAAUUAAAAUUGUGAGUGUCUAAAGAAAUAAGAGGGAAAAAACGAAGAUCGCUGAUCAAUUUAAAUUCGAUUGAAGCGAAAAAACGAGGAAGAAUCUCAACUUGAGUCUAAAUUGGGUAUCAUAUCGUUGUUGUUGUGACCCAAAGUGAAUGUGAUAGAAUAAGUGGAAACGAGAAACCCUACGAAGAAAAGUAAAGAAAAAUAUCAAUUGAUAACUUGACAACGACUUGAAAACAAAAAAAAAAGCGUCAACAGAAAUCACCGGCUGCAAAUAAAAACAACGACUUGAACGUGUGCCAAUAAUAGUAAUAAAAAAAAUAGUGAAUAAGCGAUAGCUGAAUAGUGGUGGGUAAACAAAAAAAAAUAGUGCAAUAGUGUUGAUACCGGCUGACGCGAACGAGGGGCUGCUAAUAGUGUGUGCAUAUUCGGGAAACGAUCGGGAAACCGAAGGGUCGCUCAAUCUACUACACGACUACCAGAAAACAGCCACCGCACCGCAAUCAACGGCGACGACAACAUUAACAACAACAACAACAUCAUCAUCGUAGACGGGGCCCGAAAUUGUGCUCGUUUUCGCCCGAGUAUUGUUCAACGAAAACAAGCCCGCGCGGGUUUUGCUUUAGUGCGUUUUUCACGCUCCUCCAAGCCACACACGCUGAUUGGCUCUUUCAGGAAGUGAUAUAUUUAUUUUUAUGACCGGACGGGUUCGAACCUGGCAAAAUAGUGUGGAUGCGCGUGUGUUUUGACGGGCUGUGUUUCGCGUCGCGGCGGCCGGCGGCAGGCGUCGAGCAGGAGACGCAGACGGUCUUGUGCGGCGCAACCGCACUCGACUCGCAGCAUCUCGCUCGGCUGCUCAAGUACGCGAACUUCGCGGCGCCGACGAACGGGCUCGGAGGCCUAGUGGUUGGCGGUUUGGUGGCCAACCUCACCCAGCCGAAGUCCGGGGUCCAGCAGCAGCAGCAGAAUCGGUCCGCGUCGGGUGUUGUCGGGCUAGUUGAUUCGCACGGUUCCGCGGGAAAAGUUGCGUCGUCGCCGGUCGUUAAAUCGUCGUCGUCGUCGGAUUGUAUCGUCGUGUCAGCCCGUGACACGAUGAAUGAAAAUAGUGGGGCCGAAUUUCCACCGGACGUAUCUGCGUCCAACAAUGAUUCCAUCAACAACAACUUCCAGACGCCGAUGGCCAUGGGCGAUGGGCUUAUGGCACAGAAUCCGGCAUCAGUCAACAACAUCAAACAGAUCGUGAUGCUGCAGGGAGACCUUCAGCAGAACCUGUACAUCAAUGAUCCUAUCAGUUUAUCUCUAACGCCCCGGGAACAGGAACUGCUGAAGGUCAUCCAGGCGCGGGAAAUCCGCAUCCGGGAGCUGGAGGAUUGUCUCCGGCUCAAAAAUGAAGAGGUGGCCGAGCUCAAGAGCCACCUGGAUAAGUUCCAGAGUGUGUUCCGAAGCAGUGGUGGUGCUACGGGUGUUUCGCCCGGUGGCCGGAAGCUCGGUACCCAGGGAGUGCAGAGGCAGCGUGCCCAGGGUAUCUCGGCCGAGCCGCAGCGGGACAUUUCGGUGCUGGAGCUGAUGCACGUGGCGUUCCCCAAAUACGACAAAGAAGAAAGAUCCCGGGAAAUUAUCAAAUCAGCCAUCUUGGACAACGACUUCAUGAAGAACCUGGAGAUGACCCAAAUCCGGGAGAUCGUCGAUUGCAUGUACCCGGUCCAGUAUGGAGCCGGAAGUCUGAUCAUCAAAGAAGGAGACGUCGGCAGCAUAGUCUACGUUAUGGAAGAGGGCCGCGUCGAGGUAUCCCGCGAGGGCAAGUACCUGUCCACCCUGUCCGGGGCCAAGGUGCUCGGCGAGUUGGCCAUCCUGUACCACUGUCAGCGAACCGCGACCAUCACUGCGGCCACCGAUUGCAAACUAUGGGCCAUCGAGCGACAAUGCUUCCAGACGAUCAUGAUGCGCACCGGGCUGAUCCGGCAGGCCGAAUAUUCCGAUUUCCUCAAGAGCGUGCCGAUCUUCAAAAAUCUCCCGGAGGACACGCUGUGCAAGAUUUCCGACGUGCUGGAGGAGUGCCACUACCAGAAGGGCGACUACAUCAUCCGGCAGGGGGCCCGAGGCGAUACGUUCUUCAUCAUCUCCAAGGGCCAGGUUCGGGUCACGAUCCGGCAGCCGGACACCCAGGAGGAAAAGUUCAUCCGAACCCUCGGCAAGGGCGAUUUCUUCGGCGAAAAGGCACUGCAGGGAGAUGAUCUCCGAACAGCUAACAUCAUUUGUGAAUCUGCGGAGGGCGUAACCUGUUUAGUGAUCGAUCGUGAUACAUUCAACCAGUUGAUUUCGAAUCUAGACGAAAUCAAGAACCGAUACAACGACGACGCGGUUAACGCCAAGAAGAAGAUCUACGAAGAAUUCCGUGAAGUUCGGCUCACGGAUCUGCGGGUUAUUGCAACCCUUGGCGUGGGAGGUUUCGGUCGAGUUGAGUUGGUUCAGCUGGCCCAGGAUAAGGCUCGUUCGUUCGCACUGAAGCAGAUGAAGAAAUCACAAAUCGUCGAAACACGCCAGCAACAGCACAUCAUGUCCGAGAAAGAAAUCAUGAGCGAGGCAAACAGUGACUUCAUCGUUAAACUGUUCAAAACCUUCAAGGAUCGCAAGUACCUGUACAUGCUGAUGGAGAGCUGCCUCGGUGGGGAACUUUGGACCAUACUGCGCGAUCGGGGCCACUUCGACGAUCCCACGACGCGCUUCUACACGGCCUGUGUGGUUGAAGCUUUCGACUAUCUGCACUCGCGUAACAUCAUCUAUCGGGAUCUGAAGCCAGAAAAUCUGCUCCUGGACGUGUCCGGUUACGUGAAGCUGGUCGAUUUUGGAUUCGCCAAGAAACUGCAGUCCGGACGUAAGACGUGGACCUUCUGCGGUACACCAGAGUACGUUGCACCGGAAGUGAUUCUCAAUCGAGGCCAUGACAUCAGUGCGGACUACUGGUCGUUGGGAGUGUUGAUGUUUGAACUACUGACCGGGACCCCACCAUUCACCGGAGCCGAUCCCAUGCGCACCUACAACAUCAUCCUCAAGGGUAUCGAUGCGAUCGAAUUUCCGCGCAACAUCACCCGCAAUGCCAGUGCUCUCAUCAAAAAACUGUGCCGGGACAAUCCGACCGAACGAUUGGGCUAUCAGCGGGGUGGCAUCAGUGAAAUUCAGAAGCAUAAGUGGUUCGAUGGCUUCUACUGGGAGGGAUUGAGGAAUCGCACCCUGCCGCCUCCGAUCCUCCCCAAGGUGCAGAGCGUCGUCGAUACCAGCAACUUCGAUGACUAUCCGACCGAUCCGGACGGUCCCCCACCGGAUGAUCUGUCCGGAUGGGAUGAAGAGUUUUAACCGCCGGAGAUGAGGACGGGGAGCAGAGCAAUGGGGGGUCUCAGAUUCCCAGAAAACGGCAGAGAGUUGGUCCAAACUACCAAACUAUGCGAAUCUUUCGUGGAUCAACUCAAAGCUCAUGGUGCGCAUGAUCGAAUGUGUUAGCAUAUUUCUAGCCUCCGGUCUUUUAGGAACAAUGCUAUAGGAGUUCGCCACAAUUGGCCAAAAACCUAACACAUCUGACGUCGAUUCGAAUAUAUGUUUUAGAAUCAUAAUUUAGGAACAUGAUCACGUUUAACUAUAACUGCUACUACUACUAUUACACUACUUUUAUUGCUAUCAAUUUCUUCUUUAUGCGUAUUUGUUCGAUGAACGAAAGAGUUGAAAAAUAGGAAAAAAAAAACUGUUGGCCGCUAGAUCACGUGUGUUUAAAAACCAUAGAUAAAUGUGAAAGAUUUCUCUUAACAGUUGAAUUAUUUACGAUUUGAUCGGAGGUAUCGAAUGCGAGCAGAAGCGAGAACUUUGUAAAUCGGCACAGAAUGAUCCAUAACAGCAAAAUAGUACAUACAUUUAUGUCUGUGUAGGUCUUCCUAAUAAUAAUAUAUAAAAAUAUGUUUUUAUUUUAACUUGAAACCCAUUUUUGUAAGAGAUCAAAACUAUUUAUGCUCCUGCUAGGCUGCAGAAGUCAGUUUUCGUAGCCGUUUUAUAAUUUAAAUCAUUAAAACCCGUUCAUAAAUCAACCAACUAGCAGUUUGUUGAGGAAGGCAAAUAAUUUCAGCAAAUCAACUAAAUAUAUUCCGCAAAAUUUUAACAACUUUCUUGCCUUUGUAGAAAAAAAACGACAAAAUUGGCUAGCUUAUAUUGUUAAUAAUGUAUCUUUUAGAAUUUUGUAAUCAGUGCACGUGUAAAUACAUUAACAACCAACUGUCAAAUUUGCGAAAGAAAGAAAAACAUUGUCCGAAUUUCCGUUCAUCCGACGGAUACGAUGAAGUUUACAUGAUCACAAACCGGACCGCCCAUACAGUUCUCAUGUAAAAACUGUAAUUAAUCAAAAUAUAAAUGAAAAUUAUCUGUUAAAA
This is a messenger RNA of Uranotaenia lowii, 5189 nucleotides long. RefSeq names its product cGMP-dependent protein kinase, isozyme 2 forms cD5/T2 (gene for). The record is from RefSeq and is a predicted model, not a curated record. Gene Ontology annotation, biological process: protein phosphorylation. The transcript is spliced from 12 exons. Gene Ontology annotation, molecular function: ATP binding; cGMP-dependent protein kinase activity. NCBI's taxonomy places the organism in Eukaryota, Metazoa, Arthropoda, Insecta, Diptera, Culicidae. The coding region runs from base 1510 to 4131 and encodes 873 amino acids.